Molecule: messenger RNA, 1062 nt
Organism: Puccinia triticina
Lineage: Eukaryota; Fungi; Basidiomycota; Pucciniomycetes; Pucciniales; Pucciniaceae
Exons: 8
Coding region: 1-1062 (353 amino acids)
Biological process (GO): protein farnesylation; protein geranylgeranylation
Cellular component (GO): CAAX-protein geranylgeranyltransferase complex; cytoplasm; protein farnesyltransferase complex
Molecular function (GO): CAAX-protein geranylgeranyltransferase activity; protein farnesyltransferase activity
Source: RefSeq, a predicted model, not a curated record
AUGGCCGCAGACGCUCCAUCCUCCGACCCCCCGAGCAUAGUCGACCAAGAGGAGCUCUGGAAAGACAUCACGCCGAUCCCGCAGGCGGAUGCCGAGCGGCCGAUGGUCGUGAUUGCGUACACGCCGGAGUACCGCAAGGCGAUGAGCCUGUUCCGGGCGGUGCUGGCGAAGAACGAGUUCUCGGACCGGGCGCUCAAGCUGACCAGCCUCAUCCUCCAAUACAACAUCGCCCACUACACCGUCUGGCAUUAUCGCUCCCAGAUCCUCAAACACCUCCACACCACCGAUCCCGAGGGCCAGCACAUCCAACAAGAGCUGGCCAUGCUGAACAAGUACAUGGGCGACAUGCGCAAGUCCUACCAAGCCUGGCAGCACCGCGCACUGAUGGUCGAGAUGCUCAAAGACGUGUCCAAGGAAAUCGCCUUCGUGGACCAAGUGCUCAAAGCGGAUGCCAAGAACUACCAGACAUGGACAUAUCGACAGAGCCUGUUGUGUCAAUACAACCAGCCGGAGAUGUGGGCCGGCGAGCUGCCCACAAUCGAGCGCAUGUUAGCGGAGGACAUCCACAACAACUCGGUGUGGAACCACCGCUUCUUCGUCGUCUUCGACACCUUCCCGCUCCACACGCCCGGCCUAACGAGCGCCCAGUUCGCGGAGACGGUGGAUCGGGAGGUGGGGUUCGUGAAGGACCAGCUGUUGAAGGCGCCCAACAACCCGAGCGCCUGGAACUUCCUGCGCGGGGUGCUCAAGCGGGCCAAGAAGCCGUUCGACUCCCUCGAGAGCUUCGUGCUCCCUCUCACCAAGCCCGCCGCCCAGCUCGACGCCGAGCACGGCUGGCCGGCCGGGCUCAACAGACGUGCAAGUCUGCCCGCGCCGCCGGCGGUCGAGUUCCUGGCGGACAUCUACGCCGGGUCGGGCGCGACCACUGCGCAAGCCUUAGACUUGUAUGGUUGGUUGGCCGACACACUCGACCCGAUCCACAAAGGCUACUGGCUCUUCCGCUCCCAAAGAGCCCGCGCCGGCCCUCCCCCAGCGGCCCAGCCCGAGGUGGCGGCCCAGUGA